CUUCUCCUUGCGAAAAACUCUCCCUCUCUUUUCUCUCUCUCCGUUUCCCUCUCGCCAACUCGAUCGACAAACACCGCGCCAUCACUACGGAAAACCUUAAACGCUCGACGCACGCCAAAGAUCUACGGCAUAUACGCUCAUUACUCAAUGCCGGAAGUUUGUCGUCUGAUCUGAGGUAGAGUCGAAUUCGUUUGCUCAACUAUCAAUUUCAGAAAGAAUAUUUCAUAGGUGAGGUGAAGGUUUCUUUGCACAUACAAUCAUGUCAAGAAAACAAGUAAAUCCAUCACGACGCUUUGCAGCUGGUGGUCCAUUUGGAGGCGUUUUGCAUCCCAAAUCACGCAUUCCUCCUUUAGCAUCCAUUGUCCUCAUUGUUGUGGGUUUGGUGCUUUUUGUUGGGCAUUUUUAUGGUGGAACAGGAAAAUCGAGUGCUCUUAAGGAAUCAGUUAAUAAAAUUGACGCUAUUUUAGGUGACUCUUCAUCAUGCACAUUGGAGGUUCAACAGGCAAUACCCACUUUACAGAGAGCAUAUGGUGACAGUAUGCACAAACUGUUACAUGUUGGUCCCGACAGUUGUUCUGUUGUUUCAAGAUUCUUAAAAGAGGAUGGAACUGAAGCUUGGGGACUAGAACCAUAUGAUAUGGAAGAUACUGAUGUAAGCUGCAAAAGUCUUGUGCACAAAGGCAUUGUAAGAGUGGCUGAUAUCAAGUUUCCUCUUCCAUAUGGUCCCAAGUCAUUUUCUCUUGUUAUUGUAUCAGACGCAUUAGAUUAUCUCACUCCCAAGUACCUUAACAAGACCUUACCAGAUCUUGUAAGAAUGUCCUCUGAUGGACUUGUUAUGUUUGUAGGGUUUCCUGGUAAACUGAGAGCUAAAGUUGCGGAAUUGUCCAGAUUUGGUCGUCCGGCGAAAAUGCGUAGCACAACUUGGUGGACCCAAUGUUUCGAAGGGAACAAAAUCGAGGAGAACGACGAAGCAACUAAGAAGUUUGAGCAAGCAGCCUCAAAUGAAGGUUACAAGCCAAGAUGCCAAGUAUUCCAUCUUAAACCGUUUCAUUGAUAGACUACGAAAAAUGAUUUUAUCAUCUCCCACUUAAAUCAUUGUUUGCCCGGUGCAAUAAAAGGUUUGUGUUUUCAAAUAUGUUAUAAAACUGUGUAGCAUGUUGUUUCAUUUAGCAUCUAUAUUUAGCAACGGGGUGAGUAAUUAUUUAUAUUAUAUUAUAGCUUAAGUAACAUUUUAAGAGGACAUUUUGGAUUUCAUGUUGUUUUUCUCUUUACAUGGAAAUAUGAAUAAGAUGUAGAGUUUUACAUUGAGGUCAUUCAUUUGGUCGUUUUAUUUUAAGACUAAUGAACUGAAAUUUGGGGUAACUUUUUGGAUUUUUUUAAAAUGUGAAAUUAAUACAU
Impatiens glandulifera is the source of this 1398-nucleotide messenger RNA. Its product is annotated as probable pectin methylesterase CGR2. NCBI's taxonomy places the organism in Eukaryota, Viridiplantae, Streptophyta, Magnoliopsida, Ericales, Balsaminaceae. The coding region runs from base 260 to 1054 and encodes 264 amino acids. Gene Ontology annotation, molecular function: methyltransferase activity. Gene Ontology annotation, biological process: pectin metabolic process. The transcript has 6 exons. The record is from RefSeq and is a predicted model, not a curated record.